UAAUUUGCAUACUUAAUAAUUGCUUUUGAGCAAAGACAAUAAAGUUUAUUCUCUCACCGAAUAAAUAAAUAACUCAGAAAUCAAAUAGCCCUCAAUAUUCUCAGUCGCCGGCGAUCGGAAUCCUAAACUAUUCCGGAAGUUCAUCAGUGAUCGCCAUUCUGUUGUAUGAUUUGGGUAAGAUAAUGGCGGACAUGCCAGGUUAUUUCAGAAUGUGCUUUUACACAGGGAGGCUUGCGUGUUUGGCAAUGUUAGUAUCUACAGGGAUUGUGUUGCAAAUACUGGCAUGUGCUUUGUACAAUAACUGGUGGCCAAUGUUGACAGUUAUAAUGUAUGUCAUUCUGCCUAUGCCGUUGAUGUUCUUUGCCGGUUCAGAUACUUCCAGACUCUACUCCGAAUCUGGAAGCUGUUGGUUAGAUGCAACUAAGUUCUUGACUGGAACGUCCACCGUUGGCAGCAUUGCAAUUCCGAUUAUCUUAAAGCAUGCUGGUGUAAUAGGUUGGGGAGCCAUGGCAUUGGAGCUCUCAUCCUUUUUUGUUUUUGUACUGUCCAUCUUGUGUUAUCUUGGGUUGAGUGAAGUCGACGGAUACAGUAUGUUCUGAGAUUGGCCUUGGACUGCUUCCUUGCUUUGUUUGUGUGCCACAGAAUAUCGAGCCUCAACUUUGCCGUUGCCUCUUGUAAUGUUUUGCAUUGUAAAUAGAAAUAUUGUUGAUAAAUUAUUGGCUGUUAUAAGUCAAAACAUAUUCCAUACGAGCUGCAUUUGAUGUUUAUACUUGUUGCAGGAUCGAUUCAUUUUUUUAAAUUGAAAAUUCGGUUGUGUAAUAAAUGUUCCAUUUGUGAGAAAAA
Molecule: messenger RNA, 843 nt
Organism: Solanum dulcamara
Lineage: Eukaryota; Viridiplantae; Streptophyta; Magnoliopsida; Solanales; Solanaceae
Product: vacuolar protein sorting-associated protein 55 homolog
Exons: 5
Coding region: 183-599 (138 amino acids)
Biological process (GO): late endosome to vacuole transport via multivesicular body sorting pathway
Cellular component (GO): endosome
Source: RefSeq, a predicted model, not a curated record